AAGGAGUUGAACAUGAAGAAUGUGCAGUCUAUGGCUAUAGGACAGAAGGACUCGCAUAAAAGUUUAUUCUCUGUAUGGUACGAGGUGCUGACAUUACCUAGACCUAAAAGGCAGAAGUUUGUUAAUGUCCAGGAAACCAGUGUAAAAGAUCUUGUACUUAAUACUUCACCAUCAGCAAGAUUUAACAAUGUUCUGGCUGUGGUACAGGGGGCUGGAGAAUAUGACAAACUAACACAGGGACUCUUUGAAAAUUAUCUCGACUGUAAAUUCAAGGAUCCUUACAUGGAUGGUGUAUCCAUGGCAACAGAUUGGCUGUGUUAUAAUGACCUUAUUACCCAGUAUAUACAACAUGUACAAGAUUAUAGGCUGAUGCCCUAUCUACCAUAUCUAUCUGUUGUCUACCAUUUUCUUUUUGCAUCAAAUACAGUGCCUAAGAUACAAUACCCUCACAGUAUGGUAGAUUGUAAUCAAAAGAAAACAAAAUGUGAAAAUCUUGUGUCAUGUAUGAUGACGGACAUCUCGCCAUGUGUCAGAAAAUUCAUCAAUGUCACAAUCAUAGUCAACGAGAUACUUCCACCAUUAAUGGAGAUCUCUCAGCCCACAUUCAGACCAGUUAAUACGCAGUUGUACAGUGCUAAAGAGAAGGAAGAUCUCAGUCAACUUGUAAGGACAAUGAUCUCAUACAACCUGACCUAUCAUCAGGAAAAAUCUCCAGAAGGACAGUAUACAUAUGCACUAGAACCUCAUGUGGAUGAAGUGGUAAAGUUUCCAGGGUUGAAACAAACCAGACAGUUAUCGUAUGCUUCCAAACAGCUUGUAGCGAGAGAGAUCGAGUUGGAGAAAAUGAGGAGGAGUGAACUAGCUCGAGCUCCAACAAAAGAUCAAGAACCAGGAAGUAAAACACCUUCGAAGGGUAAAGAAGUUGAAACAAAGACACCAGCAAUACCUAACCAUCUACAGAGAUUGACAGCUAAACCUCUCGGCAAACAGGAGGAAGCUCAAGUGAAGGAUUUCUUUGGUCGCAUUUUGAAGAAAACCACGCCAGAAACUAAAUCUAAAAAGUCAGAGACAGGAAUCAAGACAGAUGUGCUGGCCACAGAUAUCUGGUUCCAUUUUCAACAAGGUUAUUCUAAUGCUGUACGCAGAAAUGUAAAAGUGAAAGAGUUCUUUUGAACAGUUUAUUCACGUAAGCUUGGAACUAAACAAAACUAGAAAGUAUUGCAUUGCGUGAUAAACUUGUAUACAUGGAAAAUGUUAUGGAGGUUCUUAACAAUAUAGUGAUAUUAUUUGAGAAUAUUGUGUAAAAGUUGCAGUCACUACCUUGUUUAAAUUACACUGACUUGUGUGAAAUACCACCUGUGAAUAUAUAAAAUGUGAUCUGGCUAAAAAGAUCUUUAGUUUUUAGCUCAAGUGUAUGGAUUUGUGUAAAAAUAAAUGGAAAUGGAGAUAUUAAAAAAAGAAAGAGAGAGAAAAUACUUACGUGUAUGGAUAAAAAACCUGAUUUCUGUUCAAUAUAUUUUAAUGAAAAUGUAAGAUAAGGUAUUUAUAAAUGGGGGAUAUUUUGAUCAAACAAACUUUCGUUUAUUUAAUGACUCGAGGGCCGAAUGCGAAACUGUUAUAACUUUAUAUUGAUAAAAAAACAAGAUACAAUAAUUUCGUGCCCAGCCCUCUGUGUUUUUAUGGUUUUAAGCACGAGUGAAGAAUAUUUGAUAUUUUACCAGAUAUAUUUCUGGCACUGCUAUAUUUCAACAAUUCACUGGAAAAAAACAACAUGUAAUCAGAUCAGAAUUUCUCCAUUAAUGUCCAUGAUGGUGGAAUUAAUUGAAGACUAUAAAUAUAAUGUGCAUAAGUGAAAUAUAUAUUCUUUAUUGUAUUUAUUCUUUGAUUGUUUGGGAUAGAUGAAAUAAAUUAAAGUACUUUUGGCA
Messenger RNA from Mercenaria mercenaria, 1925 nucleotides. Its product is annotated as chromosome transmission fidelity protein 18 homolog. The record is from RefSeq and is a predicted model, not a curated record. The transcript is spliced from 11 exons. Lineage: Eukaryota; Metazoa; Mollusca; Bivalvia; Venerida; Veneridae. The coding region runs from base 13 to 1173 and encodes 386 amino acids.